This is a messenger RNA of Spodoptera frugiperda (fall armyworm), 2248 nucleotides long. RefSeq lists its product as uncharacterized. The record is from RefSeq and is a predicted model, not a curated record. Gene Ontology annotation, cellular component: proton-transporting V-type ATPase complex. Lineage: Eukaryota; Metazoa; Arthropoda; Insecta; Lepidoptera; Noctuidae. The transcript is spliced from 4 exons. The coding region runs from base 166 to 1554 and encodes 462 amino acids.
GCCAUUGAAUAAAAGGUUUCAAACGUCCUUGGUUGGAGUAUUGUUAAAAAACUCUUUCACGUUUUUUUAAAGCUCUUUGGUUUCUUUAAAAAUAAUUUGAAACAAGCAGACAUAGCUGUCUUUAUCUUAUUAUAAGGAUAUAGAAAAUAAUUAUUAUAAAGAAUAAUGUUCGUACUACGUACUUUAGCGUUUAUUUUCUUAUUACACACGAGUUUUGCAAACAAAAACACUAUUCCGGUAUUCUUAUUGGACCAUGACCAAGUUAUGUCGCACGUUCAAGUUGAUCCGAAUCCCUUUUCCAAGUUGACGAAAACAAACUUUGCUGAUAUCGUAAAAGACUCCAGACAGCGAGCUGAUGCCACGAUAAUUUUUGUCGAAGAUUCUUUUAGCACCGAAGAUAUAAGUACUAAAGACAGAUUGGGCACCCCAUAUGCUAAUUUGCGGAGCGGCCUGAUGGCAAACAAAGUAAAGUACUUCCCAUCAGUGAUUGAGCCUUACAAAUUACUAAGUCAAAUGUUCCAACCGCGCGAAAACAACGUCUAUUACCUCUCCAGUCGUAAUAAAUUUCAAGUAAUGAAUAAUUUUAAGUAUAUCUACGUUUAUUUCCAAGAUGGACCUUACACUAAUGAGACUAGAGCUCAAAUUUUAAGGAGACAUGAUGCUAUUAUUAAGGAGGUGAUAUUCAUUGUCCGUCAGUUGAAGACCGGGCCAGUCGUGGCCUAUUACACUGGGAAACUGAAUCCCAUUGUGGUUGAAAAAUCUGAUUCUUCUAUGAGGAGCAUGGAUCCUCCGCCUAGGAAGAAAGGAGUACUUGUGGCGUCAUCUGGUGCCCUCUUUAGGCUUUUUGGAGUGCAUGCGGCCUCGCCGACUCGCAGAGCCCUGUUCGACGAGCCGCCGCGAGUGUCCGAAGAGACGUUCACGCGACGCACGCUGUCCACUCGGGUGUCGUACCCAGUGUUCGAUCUAGAAUUCGCGUUUAGUUUCCGAGACGACGGCUGGCGAUGGGAUCAUAUCGCGAUAUACGAGGGGGGUGAGGAAGUCGGCCGCACAGACAUGAACAUCAGUGUACCCUGGAAUUAUUCGUACUACUGCCCAGAGCCGAUCAGCAUCUACAACACAAGAGAUGGAAGCUCGUUGACUAUUAGCCAGUACCAAAUACAACCGCGUGAAAUAUUUAGUUUAAGAAAACGUGGUAGCGGCCGUGAAGGCGACGAUGAAGAUGCCACCGAAGCUGACGACAGCGCCACCCCCGAAGUGGUAGCUACCACCGUGUCUGAGGGUGACGGUAGUGGGGAGGGCGUAGGCAGCGGCGAGGGUAGCGGUGAGGGCAGCGGUGCUGGCGGCACUGGUGGCUCCAAAGCUUCGAAUGUAACCUUCAACAAAAUGGUGCACUGUGGCCCAUAUUUCACGACUACCAUACUAAGCUCGCUCAUGAUAGUGUUCUUCUGUUUAAGCAUUGCGUUGUAUGGCGUUGUUACGUUGUUUAAUUGUGCCUCUAAUGAUCGGUAUGAAGAUCCGAACAGUAAACCGUUGACUCAUGAUCUCUUACAUUGAGUGUUUGAAUAUGGACGGCAUAUCAAGAUACUCUAAUUUAGGAAAUGUCUUUAUUGUUUGCCUACUGCCGAGACGGCACGGCAUGGCACAGUACGGCAUGCUGCGGCAUCGUGGCAUCAAAAUAAAGUAACAUAAAUUAUAAAUUCAUUUAAAUAGAUAAGGUUCAAAAGAAGUUAAUUUGUAUUAAAAUCCUUUAUUUUGAUACCACGAUGCGGCGGCAUUUCGCGGCGUGCUGUGGCAUCCCAUAAACUAUCAUACUUAACCUCACGCCAUUCUAGAAAGCAAGCCGUAUGUGCCCUCACUAAGUCUUCAUAUUUAGAAUGGGUCCCGACUGCUUCAAUUUUACGAUGACUUUCUUGUUAAGGGUUUUCUCAUUUUCAUUAUUAUGAAGAAACGCAGUCGGGUUUUUUAGUUUUUUAAAUUACCUUUUUUAUUUUAUUUUUAAUUUGUAUACUUCAAAUAAUAUACUUACUUCUCCAAAAUUAGCUAGAUAUUUUGGGAUAUUUUAUAGUAUUAAAAUGUCAAAAUAAUUUAUUUUUGACCUAGGGAAACUAAACCCAAUUAGAACUAAGUAAUAGCGAGUAUCUUGAUGUUCUGGGCUCUAAUGAUGAAUAGUUAUUUAGUUUGUAUCAUAUGCGUUACUUUAAUGUUAUGUUUAAAAAUAAAUAGCUUAGUAAAUACGUACCUAUAUGAA